Entelurus aequoreus (snake pipefish) is the source of this 6602-nucleotide messenger RNA. RefSeq names its product phosphatidylcholine:ceramide cholinephosphotransferase 1-like. NCBI's taxonomy places the organism in Eukaryota, Metazoa, Chordata, Actinopteri, Syngnathiformes, Syngnathidae. Bases 296 to 1528 code for a protein of 410 amino acids. The transcript has 6 exons. Gene Ontology annotation, molecular function: ceramide cholinephosphotransferase activity; sphingomyelin synthase activity; protein binding. Gene Ontology annotation, cellular component: endoplasmic reticulum membrane; Golgi membrane. The record is from RefSeq and is a predicted model, not a curated record. Gene Ontology annotation, biological process: ceramide biosynthetic process; sphingomyelin biosynthetic process.
GUAAGGACUCCCUACUUGUGCUUGUUGUUAAGCGGCCGCUCCGGAGUCGAGCAGACGGGGCUGGCGAGCACGUUGCGACCGAUUGGAAGAGGACCGCAUCGGCAAUCACCCGGCAAGGUGUGCAGUAUUUGAGGUGGAAGAAGAGCCCAGAAAGGACUUCCUGUUGAAGCUGAGGGGUUCCCCCUCCCCGGGCGCCCCCUGUUCAAUGCCCCGCGAGCGCCAUGUGCCAAAGCUGGUGUGGUCUUAACACAGCUGUUUAAGACCCAGCCCGACCUCGUGCUUCUCCUCUCUCUUCAUGAUGAAGAAGGUCGCGGCGUGGUCGGCCGAGGACGUCGCCGACUGGCUGAGCAAAGAGGGCAUGCCGGAGUACGUCGACACCCUGCGCCAAACGGACGGCGCCGGCUUGCUGCGGCUCACGCGGGCGCACUUCCAGACGCCGCCUCUCCUCCUGGUGUCCUCGGACGGGGGUCAGCAGCUGCUGGAGCGGCUGGAGACGCUGCGGAUCGAGACCCACAUAGAGGCGCAUAAAAACGGCCACGCCAACGGCCACGCCGGCGGGCUGCCCAACGGCACGAGCGCGCCCCUGAGGAAUGGCGCGGUGCGCUCCAAGGACUGCAGGGUGGAGAUGGUGCACAUCCCCAUCCCUCCCAUGGACACUUUGCGCUCCUCCUUCCCGCCCGAGUGGGGCAAGACGGGCGUGGCGUUUGUCUACGCGGUGGUGUGCUUCGUCACCACCACCGUCGUGAUAUCGGUCGUCCACGAGAGGGUGCCGCCGAAAGAGCACACCCCGCCGCUGCCGGAUAAGUUCUUCGACCUGUUCGACCGGAUAGAGUGGGCCUUCUCUAUCUGCGAAAUCAACGGCAUGCUGCUGGUGGCGCUGUGGCUCAUCCAGUGGGCUCUCCUCAAGCACAGGUCAAUCGUAGGCAGGCGGUUCUUCUUCAUUGUGGGUACGCUGUAUUUGUACCGGUGUAUUACAAUGUACAUCACCACUCUGCCUGUUCCCGGGAUGCACUUCAAAUGCUCUCCAAAGCUUCUGGGUGACUGGGAGGCGCAUAUUAGAAGAGUCAUGAAGAUGAUCGCCGGCGGCGGCCUCUCCAUCACAGGCUCGCACACCAUGUGUGGAGACUACCUGUACAGCGGCCACACUGUCAUGCUGACGCUAACAUACCUCUUCAUCAAGGAGUAUUCCCCCAGACGGUUCUGGUGGUUCCACUGGCUCUGCUGGACCCUCAGCGCCGUGGGAGUUUUCUGCAUCCUCCUGGCCCACGACCACUACACUGUGGAUGUGGUAGUGGCGUACUUCAUCACCACACGCCUCUUCUGGUGGUACCACACCAUGGCCAACCAGCAGUCACUGAAAGAGUCGUCGCAGAGCAACCCCUUCUCGCGGGUGUGGUGGUACCGGCCCUUCCAGUACCUGGAGGAGAGCGUCAGCGGCACGGUGCCUUGCACCUACCAGCUCCCGCUGUGGGUGCGGAGCGUGCAUUGGAACCGGGGCGUGGCCUACAGCCGGCUGGACGUCCAGUGACGCCGGGUCACGGCGGCAGGCCAAGACUGUGAACUCCAAAAGUGGAAGAAGGCACUGUUUGAUGUAGCGCUCCGCCCUCUAAAAAGCAGGUGAUCCCGCUCCGACACGGGGAAAACUGUGACCCUCGCCCCGUUCUCCUUUUUUGUUUUUUUUUGUGCGUUUGUGCGUCCGUCCUCUUACUCUCCAAGUGGUAUAUGACAACACACGGCACUAAUAUUUUUACUUCUUAAUACUUGCUGCUUUUCCAAGCAUUUCAAAAACGUUUUCAGCACAAAAUGCUCAAGCCCCGCCCCUCCAAGUCCAAAAUGCCAAAUGCAUUUUUUUUUUUUUUUAAUAAAAGCAAUUUGUUUUGUAAAAAAAAAAAAAAAAAAAAAAAAAAAAAGUCGACGGUGCAAAUACUAUUUUUUCAAAGUAUGUUUAUUUUUCGACAAAAACAACUAAUGAUGUCCACCAAAAUUUUUUUUUUUUUUUUUUUUAGAUUUUUACCUUUUUCAAAUAUGCGAAUCUUAAUGUAAGGAAAUAUCUCAGUGCCUUUCUUAGCUUGAUUGUAAAAAACAAAACAAUUUGUCUCGCUUCCUUCUGACCUUUUUUUUGUCCCCUUGAAUGUAAGAAAAAAAAAAAAAAAGAAGAAAAAAAACCGGCAUCCUUAGUCUUUCCGUAAUGGAAACGUGUCUCCGGUAUGUAUUUAUGAAUGCUUUCUAACGUCCUCGUGCGCUCGGUGAGUGAGGAACUAUGACUGUUAAUUGUACCUUCAAAAUGUCCGCCGUCAUUUCCUUCAUCUAGACGAGUCUUGAAGCAACACCAGCCGUCACUCCCGGGUUCGGAGGCUGUCGACUGAAGGGUUACGCUAAAGGGAUGAUCAAGUUGGAUUAGUUCCACAGAAAGUCAAACAGGAGCUUGAGGCAAAGCUUCUGAAUGUGCUUCAAAGGAUUUAAAUUUGGAGAUUUCACUGUCCUCCAAAUGCGGAGCGAAAAGACUCUUACUCAAAGCCCCUUUCACACAGAAAUCCGGCAAAAUUACUGCAGUAGAUCUGGUGUUGUCAUUGCUGUUUGCGACUAUUGCUUCAAACACAACAGGGCGGACGAAGUAAGGGUUAAACUUCACAACCCUUUCUUGGCGUUGCAAAAUACCCUUACACACAGGACUUUGUCCCACCUCUGUCAAGGCUCAAGCACCGUUAUCAACACCUUUAUUUUGCUGCAGCUGGGUAUGAACAUCAAAAACAAACAAAGUGGUAAGGCAAUGCUAGAAAGGCAGGAGGGAGAUGUGGAGUUUGCCGCCCAAAACUCCUUUCCCACAAAUGGUAGAUUUUUUUUUUUUUUCUACCAUGUUUCUGUGUCACUGUUCUGUAUGAACAGCCCCAACACGGAUCGGUGGUUAGACUUCAACAAGGCCUCUCGAGGCAAAGCUUCUGAAUGUGCUUCAUAGGAUUUAAAUUUGGAGAUUUCACUGUCUUCCAAAUGCGGAGCGAAAAGACUCUUACUCAAAGCCCCUUUCACACAGAAAUCCGGCAGAAUUACUGCAGUCGAUCCGGUGUUGUCGUCGCUGUUUGCGUUUCUGGGCCGCGACUAUUGCUUCAAACACAACAGGGCGGACGAAGUAAGUGUUAAACUUCACAACCCUUUUUUGCCUUUGCAAAAUACCCUUACACACAGGACUUUGUCCCACCUCUGUCAAGGCUCAAGCACCUUUAUCAACACCUUUAUUUUGCUGCAGCUGGGUAUGAACAUCAAAAACAAACAAAUCUACCCGGCACAAACUGUACGUCUUUUUUUUAGAGGUAGUACCAGAGGCGGGACAGGGCUUCUGUGUGUAAAGGGAUGCUGGAAAAGGUGGAGACAGUAAUUUGAAGUUUGUCACCCAAGACUUACUUUUGUUUGUGUCGUGGCACAAACUGCUGUUUUGAGCAGUAACAAGAGUCAGAAUGCCGGGACAAUCUUUUUUUUUUGUCUGUUUUGUCCAGAAUUUUGCUGUUCUGUAUGAAUUGCACCAACACGGAAUAGGGGUUAAACAUGGACCAGGCCAUUUUCCACCUCUGAGGUGGUAAGGCAAUGCUAGAAAGGCAGGAGAGAGAUGUGGAGUUUGCCGCCCAAAACUCCUUUCCCACAAAUAGUAGAUUUUUUUUUUUUCCUACCAUGUUUCUGUGUCACUGUUCUGUAUGAACAGCCCCAACACGGAUGGGAAGGCCACUCGUUCCAGAGUAGCAACAGAGGCGGAAGGAGACGUCUUUGUGUAAGAAAAAAACUCACUUCCUCCAGCUAAUUUCCCACUUUUUCCCCCCACCGUUAUUGUUCUGUAUGAACGGCACUAACACGGUAUGGUCCUAGCAAAGCAGUAACAGAGGCGGGAAAGGUGUCUGUGUGUAAAGUAGGACGGGAUGUAAAGUUUGUCAAUCAAGACUCACUUCUCACUGCUCUUGCCCUUUGGAAUCGACCAGGCCAUUUUCCACCUUUAUAUUUAGUCAGAGAAUGGUAGAAAGGUGGGGCAGGGGGUGAAAUGUGUAACCCAAAACUCACUUCACCAAGCUCCUAUCCUACAGUAAAGCAGCAACAGAGGCAGGACAAGGCUUCGGUGUGUAAGAGAAUGCUGAAAAGGCGUUGUAAAAGCCACAUAGCACUGUGCAUACAGAACAGUGUAUAUAUAACAUGGAAUUGGGGUUAGAAAUCAACCAGGCAAUUUUUCACCAUCAGAUUCGGUCAGGGAAAAGUGGAAAGACAGGACAGGGGUGUGAAGUUUGUCACGCAAGACUCUCUUUUCCCAGCUCCUUUCCCACAUAUUGUAAAAGCUGUCUUUUUUCCCAUCAUUUUUCUGUCACUGCUCUGUAUGAACAACACCAGCACGUAGUACAGGUUUGAAUUCAAGAAAACCAUUCUCUGUCUUCAAAGCUCGUUCCAGAGUGGGAACAGAGGCGGGACAAGGUGUCUCUGUGUCUAAAAGACUGCUAAAAAAGGCGGGGAAAUGCCUGUUAAAGCUACUUCUCCACUGUUCUGUAUGAACAGUACCGACACAAAUCAGGCUUUGGGAUCGACCAGGCCAUUUUCCACCUUCAGAUUUAGUCAGAGAAUGGUAGAAAGGUGGGGCAGUGGGUGAAAUGUGUAACCCAAAACUCACUUCACCAAGCUCCUAUGCUACAGUAAAGCAGCAACAGAGGCAGGACAAGGCUUCGGUGUGUAAGAGAAUGCUGAAAAGGCGUUGUAAAAGCCACAUAGCACUGUGCACACAGAACAGUGUAUAACAUGGAAUCGGGGUUAGAAAUCGACCAGGCAAUUUUCCACCAUCCGAUUCGAUUAGGGAAAAGUGGAAAGACGGGACAGGGGUUUGAAGUUUGUCCCGCAGGACUCAGUUUUCCCAGCUCCUGUCCUACAAUUUGUAAAAGGCGGAGAAUUGCCUGUUAAAGCUACUUCUCCACUGUUUUGUAUGAACAGUACCGACACGAAUCAGGCUUUGAAAUCGACCAGGCAAUUUCCCACCUUCAGAUUUAGUCAGAGAAUGGUAGAGAGGUGGGGCAGGGGGUGAAAUGUGUAACCCUUAACACACUUCGCCAAGCUCCUAUCCUACAGUAAAGCAAUAACAGAGGCAGGACACGGCUUCUGUGUGUAAGAGAAUGCUGAAAAGGUGGUAAAAAUGCCAGUAAAAGCCACAUAUACGCUGUUCUGUAUGCACAGUACUAACAUGGAAUCGGGGUUAGAAAUCGACCAGGCAAUUUUUAAAGCUACUUCUGCACUGUUCUGUAUGAACAGUACCGACACGAAUCAGGCUUUGAAAUCGACCAGGCAAUUUUCCACCUUCAGAUUUUGUUAGAGAAUGGUAGAGAGGUGGGGCGGGGUGAAAUGUGUAACCCUUAACACACUUCGCCAAGCUCCUAUCCUACAGUAAAGCAGUAACAGAGGCAGGACAAGGCUUCUGUGUGUAAGAGAAUGCUGAAAAGGCGUUGUAAAAGCCACAUAGCACUAUGCAUACAGAACAGUGUAUAACAUGGAAUCGGGGUUAGAAAUCGAACAGGCAAUUUUCCACCAUCAGAUCCACUGUUCUGUAUGAACAGUACUGACACGAAUCAGGCUUUGAAAUCAACCAGGCAAUUCCCCACCUUCAGAUUUAGUCCGAGAAUAGAAGAGAGGCGGGACAGGGGGUGAAAUUGGUCACGCAAAACUCACUUCACCCCUUUCACACUGCCUUUAAAUGCCUUCAGAGAUUGUACCAAAGCAGUAACAGAGGCGGACCGGCAAGAUCUGAGACUCCCUUCUCCUGCGCGGUUGUGUUGUAAGCGAUGCAUGCAUUAUGCGAUCGCCGGACGCUGUGUGAAAGCACACACAGUGUCACAGUCGCGUGGCUCCUGCGUAAAAGGCACAAGGCGAGUGGAUGCCUAAUGCACCGUUACGGUGACUUUGCGGGAUUUCUUUGUGAAAGGGGCUUCUCGUACUACCUUCAAUGGGGCUUGUUUGGUGUGGCAGAGCAGCUUUGCCAGGCUGUGUUCCAGGAAUGUGAAAGUAACUGUGACCCGGACUUCAAGAGUCCGCCCCGACUGAAAAUUGGACCUUUUUUCAUUUCAAAAACGGACGACUUUCUCGCGGUCGGCUGAAUGAUCGGGUUUGUCCGCUCACGCGUUUCAAAGGGAGCAGGCGAGGGAAUAUCUUUGUGACUUUUGCACAGUGUUUUUAACGUAUAGAGCGGCGCUGUCCAAUCUUUUUUUGUUUUUUUUUCCUUUUCUACAAGAGCACAAAAUGUUCCUCAGCCAUGUUGUGGCGAUUAGCUUGAAGGAAUUGUCCAAAUUGGACUGAUACUGUCUGACGGGGCGUUGAAUGAAGGACAGAGAAGACGUUUGUCUCUUAGUUUGCCAAUCAAGCUGUUUGUUUUUAUUUUUUUAUUAUUAUUAUUAAUGAUUGUUAUUAUCCUGUAUGUUCUUCUGUCCAUUUUUUGGGGUCCUGUUUUGUGCAUAUAUCAGAUGUUUGUAAGAUAAAGGAAUCUAAAUGGGACGCUAUUGAAUUAAAGAUUUUACUAUAUUAUACUUUUACUGGGGUCUUUUUUUAAAUUUUUAUUUUUUUUACAUAUUUUGACAGAUUUAAAGGCCUACUGA